AUUGGCGAAGUCUAAAAAGUGUGAGCUGAGGCAAUACUAACCGAGAUAAGAGACUGCAGGUGAGUUCCUGGCCAAUCACCUUCAACCUGGAAAAAGGGGGGGAACAUAGUUCCAGAAAAUAAGCUCUAACCUAAAUGCGACACCCGGACUACGCGCUAACCUGGUUCGGUAACCAUCUCAUUUAACGAAAUCUUACGAGGCGCAUCGUGAGUUGGCCGUUUUGAUUUUUUUCCCGCUUCACAACGUUCUUUACUAACUAAUUAAAUUGUCUCAAUCGAUGUCGGCCGCUUGCCAGAGCUAAGCUACUCGCCGCCGCCGCGAAGGCGCGCAGCCGCUCAUUACAUCAUCGUCGUUCUCUUACAUAAUAAUAAUAGAUAAUUCUGUCACUCAUUAUACACCCCACUGUACAUAGGUACUGUGCUUACGCACAUACGCAUAUACGCCGGGCUAAACCUAUGCGCCGCAUAACGGCGCUUGCGCUGACCCUCGGGCUGGCGUCGCGCGUCGCGGCCGAUAGCGGCGCCGUGUGGGCGACGCCGCACGACAGCUACUCGUCGUCGGUCGGCGUGCUCGGGUGCAAGGUGGACACGAACCGGAUCGCGUACUGGCCCAGCGCGGUGGACUGCACCAACAUCUGCGUGUCGCUCAGCUACGGCGGGCGCACGGUGAAGCUGCUGCGCGUGGACCAGUCGCAGGGCGCGCACGACGUGAGCUACGACGCCUGGAACUACCUGUACACGGGCUACCCGGCGACGGAGCGGCCGACGGCGGGCGGCGCCGUGGCCAUGGACUUCGCGGACGUCGACGCGUCCGAGUGCGCGGACCUGCUGCGCACCGACGGCGCCCGGCUCCCACUCAGCGCCGCCAACAGCAUGAACUUCCUCGCCGGCUGCCUCGCCCAGCCCGACAGCUGGGUCGCGAGGAACUACGUCCUCUACAACAUCCUCGACUCCACCUGCUCCUGGGGCCACGACGAGGUCUGCACCCUCGACUGGCCGGCUGCGAACCAGGCUAGCUGCCCGAGCGCGCUCGGCGACCCGGCGAACCUGACGUCCGCGCCCGUGUACAAUAUCAGGUACCCCACGGGCCAGACCGUGGUGGCGUCCUCGGGACAGGUCGUUCCCGCGCAGGACGACGCUGAAGAUGGAAGUGCUGGGUGGCUUGGGAAGCCGCCUGAUUUGGUUGGACUGCUUUUGCUGAUGACGUUUUCGAUCGCGGCCGCAAAUGUGCACUUCUGAUUGCGGUCAUGUGACACGACGUAGCCUAUGAACGAGAGGCUUGGUCCUGUUGCGGAUUGGUGGCUGGCAACGCUGACGGUGUGGUUGCGAUCGGGAGAUCGGAUGCUUGGAAGCGAGGGGAACUGGUCCCGCGUCGAAUGCUUUUACGAAAAGAUACCCUGUUGAUUUAUGGCGACUAUCUACGAAAACAUUCUAUCAAUAUAUAAUUUACAUAAAUAUCUUUGAUCUUGUCUUCAAAUUUACCCACCGAGGAAUUGUGGAUAUAAUUA
This is a messenger RNA of Annulohypoxylon truncatum, 1507 nucleotides long. RefSeq lists its product as uncharacterized. The transcript has a single exon. Lineage: Eukaryota; Fungi; Ascomycota; Sordariomycetes; Xylariales; Hypoxylaceae. The record is from RefSeq and is a predicted model, not a curated record. The coding region runs from base 456 to 1238 and encodes 260 amino acids.